UGCGUUCUGUCAAUCUCUUGGAUCACCUGCAACAUAUCCAUAAUACGCUCAAUCCACGAGUUCCUCCUAUCGAGACUAUUACGAAGCAGCGUUCUGCAGUCAAUCCUAUUCUCCAUGACAAAUUAUAUACUCCUGAUGAAAUAUCUCCGCCUGCAGGUGAAUGUGCCAUGCCAAUCGAGGAGCGUAUUGCUCGUCUAUGGCAUAAAGAUUUGACUUGGCGAAAAGUGGUUGUUCGUCUGGAGGGUGAAGCACAUUUAAGUGUUAUCGUGAGACGAGAAUGGCUAAAUAAAGAAGGAAAGCAAGUGAUCGAACAUUUAUUAAAUGAGCACGAAUUCUAA
Messenger RNA from Paraglomus occultum, 338 nucleotides. The record is from the annotation of a GenBank genome assembly. NCBI's taxonomy places the organism in Eukaryota, Fungi, Glomeromycota, Glomeromycetes, Paraglomerales, Paraglomeraceae.